This is a messenger RNA of Babesia bigemina, 642 nucleotides long. RefSeq lists its product as hypothetical. The transcript has 5 exons. NCBI's taxonomy places the organism in Eukaryota, Apicomplexa, Aconoidasida, Piroplasmida, Babesiidae. The record is from RefSeq and is a predicted model, not a curated record. Bases 1 to 642 code for a protein of 213 amino acids.
AUGCGUCGCGUCAGGGCAUCUGUGGUAUCCCGGGCAGCGUGGGUGUCGGCGGCCUGGGCUGGGGGGAUACAGGGGCUGAGGGGACUGGGAGCGGCAGUGGUAGUGUUGCAGUUGAUUGAGGGGACUGGGAGGGGAGCGGGAAGGGGAAGAUGGCACAAUGCGAGUGUCCAGGACUACGUACAGCUCAAAAAAGGUCAAAAAAGACACGAGUGUGAUACAUCAGUAUGUGACAAACAAUGUAAGGACAAGCUGGACACGUGUCAAUGUGAGUGCUGUAAAAAAAAACGCCCAGGAACUGCCUACGCUUCCACCAGUGCACAGCGUUCAUUUUCGGCCUACACUUCCCCCGCCGUCCUUCCCAUCAUCAUCGUCCCCGUCGCCCUAAUCAUCGUCGUCAUCUGCGUCAUGAUCUACUUCCGCAUCCGGCCGUUCCACAGGACAGUAAUGAUUGCGUUGAUGGCCAAUCAAAUGAGCAGUAAGGUGAUCAUCCCCCCUUCUCCCCAAGCCAUCGCCGCCGUCAUAGUUGCCAUCAUCGUCGCCAUCAUCCUGCUCGACCUGUGCAUCUUCCGCUUCCCGGUGGGCCGCAACAUCCGCGAUUUCCUAGUCCGCAAGAUACCCUUCUGCAUCGCGUUCUACAGCUAA